AGCGCGCUCCCGGGCUCCUGUCAAAGCCGGAGGAUGGAGGCAGCGGCGGCGGCUGCUCUGGGGAGUGCGAUAACCGGAGGGCCUCCGCCGCCUCAGGAUGAACCCCCGCCGCCCCCGCCUGUGAGAGACCGACUGGCCGGGAUGCAGAAAGGCGGCGGCGUGUGUUCCCGCUCGUACUUCGUGGUGGUGAUGGUGUUCGUGCAUGUGUACAUCCUGAAUGUCAUCGCCCUGCUGCUCUAUGUGUAUUACAGCAAUGGCAACCAACACGGAGCCGAGCCCGGAGCCGGGGAUACAGGCCAGGCAGCUGUAGGGACUCCCACCCCGGAUCCCCGGCCCAUAUCGCGCCUGGAGGAACUAGCCGGUCCCUACACAUAUCUGCCCCGGCUGGAGGGCAUCAAGGUUGGUCACAGAGAGAGGGUGGACUUGGUUCCAAACAAAAUCCAUGAACUGAGAACUCUGAGUUUGAAGCCGUUGCUGUUUGAAAUCCCUAAUUUUCUCACGGAAGAAGAGUGCAAGCUGCUCAUCCAUCUGGCCAGGUUGAAAGGACUCCAGACCAGCCAGAUUUUGCCAGUAGAUGGGUACAAAGAAGCCAUGGACAACCUUGAUAUUAGCAAAGCUGAUAUUUUUAAUCUGUUGGAUCACAACCAGGACGGGCAGCUGCAAAUAAAAGAGGUAUUAACCCACUCUCGUUUAGGCAACGGCAGAUGGAUGACCCCCGAGAACAUCAGAGAGAUGUAUUCUGCACUGAGAGCUGAUCCAGAUGGAAAUGGAGUCCUUAGCCUGGAUGAAUUCAAGAAACUAAACCUCAGGGACUUUCAUAAAUAUCUGGGCAAACAGGAGGUUACCAUGAGUGACCUGGUCAGGAAUAGUCAUCAUACUUGGCUGUACCAGGGAGAAGGUGCCCAUCAUGUGCUGAGAUCCAUUCGUCAGAGAGUCAUUAAACUUACCCAUCUGCCCCUGGACAUCGUGGAGAACAGCGAGCCUCUGCAGGUGGUGAGGUAUGACACGGGAGGACAUUAUCAUGCCCAUAUGGACAGCGGCCCGGUGUUCCCAGAGACUGCGUGCACCCAUACAAAGCUAACAACCAAUGAAACGGCCCCUUUUGAAACUUCCUGUCGCUAUGUGACUGUUCUGUUUUACUUGAAUAACGUGACGGGGGGAGGCGAGACCACUUUUCCAGUAGCCGAUAACAGAACAUAUGAGGAAUUGUCCUUGAUACAGAACGAUGUAGAUCUCAGAGAUACAAGGAAGCACUGCGACAAGGGAAACCUGAGAAUAAAGCCUCGGCAGGGAACAGCGGUCUUCUGGUACAACUAUUUGUCUGACGGAAAAGGCUGGGUUGGGGACGUUGAUGAGUUUGCUCUGCAUGGAGGCUGCUUAGUCACAGCAGGAACCAAAUGGAUCGCAAACAACUGGAUCAAUGUGGAUCCCAACAAGCAGCGGCAGCUUUGGUUCCAGCAGGAGAUGGCCCGCUAUGCCAAAGAGGACAGUGACAUACAGAGGGAGUGGGCAGUAGAUAAGUCUUACAAGGACAUGCAUAUGGAUCUAUAGGAGCCUGGUCCCACGUACGUAUCUGUCCCUGCCCAGGCAGACAUUUUACUUGCACGCCAAUAAACUCUGGGCAUUUGGAAGGUGAUGCAUUAAGAAAUACCCCGCUGGGGGUAGUUUGUACAUACCCGCUGCAGAAAUAUGCAAGUGCAAUCGCUUGGUGCCCCAACUCCAGUGGGUAAGUGAGAAAACGUCUUGGAAUCAGCUGUCAGACUGCAUGGGUCCAGGCGCCCCGUGGCACUUUAUUUCUAAGGGCAGAGUAACACAGGGACAAUUUUGUUGCUAUUGCCAUCAACGGCAAUUACAUUUCUCCUGGAAACAGCAGCAGUCAUAAACAAUAAUAUUA
Xenopus tropicalis (tropical clawed frog) is the source of this 1894-nucleotide messenger RNA. It is a transcript of the gene p4htm, whose product is annotated as prolyl 4-hydroxylase, transmembrane (endoplasmic reticulum). Lineage: Eukaryota; Metazoa; Chordata; Amphibia; Anura; Pipidae. Gene Ontology annotation, cellular component: endoplasmic reticulum membrane. Gene Ontology annotation, molecular function: L-ascorbic acid binding; oxidoreductase activity, acting on paired donors, with incorporation or reduction of molecular oxygen; iron ion binding. The transcript is spliced from 9 exons. Bases 34 to 1551 code for a protein of 505 amino acids. The record is from RefSeq and is a predicted model, not a curated record.